This is a messenger RNA of Adineta ricciae, 1167 nucleotides long. NCBI's taxonomy places the organism in Eukaryota, Metazoa, Rotifera, Eurotatoria, Adinetida, Adinetidae. The record is from the annotation of a GenBank genome assembly.
AUGAGUCGUACUGUAAUUAACAAACUACUAGCAGAUACACACGCAAAUCACCAAGUGACUGAUCAUCAUGGCUUUCACACUCAUACUGCUCAUCAUUUGGGGAGUCUAUACUUUUUGGGUGUUACAGAUGAUAAAGUCGAACAAUUGUACAAAAACAUGCACGAUGAAUUCAACGAUUACAAACCAUCACCACAUGAAAUUACUCGAGAUAAUUGGCAUAAAUCGAUCGGUGAUAGACGUUUUUGUCAAGCGUAUCAAGAUUUUUUUGAUCGAGAAUUAUCGGCAAGUGGAAAUAAAUGGCACGAGAAAUUUUUGGAAUUUCUACUUGACAAUCAUCCGAAGCCAUUAAUCAAUAGUGUUGUGAGUGGUCUCGGUCAUCCUCUCAUCCAUAUUGGUUACGCAUUUGAAUUGGAUAGUCAAAUAGUGGCUAGUGAAGCAUUAACAUUGAGUGCUGUCUGCUAUAACUAUUUACACGAAGUGAUUGAUAAACUAAAACCACCAAAAAUCGGUUUAAAAUCGGCUCUGACAAUCAUUCAAGAUCUUCGUUCAGAUGAACGAUUACCAUUAUUCGAUGGGCCUGGUGUUGCAAACUUAGAAUCCAUUGUGGAAAUGUCCACCGAUCUGAUUCUGUCGCAUUAUGAUCAAUGGCUUGUGGAUGUGAACAAUUUGGACAAAAUAAUCGAGGAAUUACUCGAUCUGACCGUUUAUCUCUAUGGUGCUGCGCAUAAGCCCGACCAAAUCGAAUUCGAUUUCUUUCUUCUUCAUCUGUUCACAUCGAUGAAUGCGAUUUGUGUAAUUCGCCAACACGUACACGAUCAAGAAGUGAUCAAACAUCUUCUCUGGCAAAUAUUUUUCUUUAUCAUCGUCGUCUACAUUGCUCAGAUGCGACCGAAGAUCGAUCCAGCACUGAUUUAUGAUUACAAACUCGACAAUCACAAACAAAGUUGGAACUAUGUCAUUGAUCGAACAAUAAAUACUGACUUUGCUGAACAUGUUCAUUUAGUGAAGGUCAUACGCGCUUUGAGAGAUGCAGAAGCUGCUUACGGCAACAAAAACGGACUUUAUUUAAAAACAGCAGUGAAAACUAUUGAUAAUAUCAGCAUCGACAAUAUGUGGAUAGGAGGAGCGACGAAUCCUCGACAAUUAAAUAUACUUAAACGAACAUAA